CAGCAACCAGGAACCUGGAACUGGCAGUCGGAUCCUGAGCAGUGGGCAGGGUCAGUUCGACAGCAGUUGAAUGCCUGGCUCCUCUUGGUCUCGGAUGAAGAGGCGUCAUCUAAAGCCCUUGUAUCUCAGCACUCUGUAGGUGUCCUAGACAAAGCAGAGCAGCCCUGGGCCUGUCAGGGAAAACAGAGGCAGUUCCUGAAGGCAGUGACUCAGCCAGGGCGGCCUGCAGUGCUGGAGCUCCUGGUAGCCGAGCUCCAAACUCUGUUCGCAGCAGUGCUGCAGGAUGGCAGCCCUGCAGCUUGGUACUACAUGUACGCAGUGCUGGGUCUGCUGCCUCCGUAUCGUGCGCUGCUUGUUGGUCACCUUGAUUUGCUGCCUUUCCUGGAGCGGCUGUACCACUGGGCACCCUGGGUCCAGGCCCAGCUCCAGCUGGACCUGCUAGGUGCCAUAGACCAGGCCUUUCCCCGAGACACCUCUUUGUUAGAGGGCACCUCCCAUGUUGACUGCUAUCCCCAGAAGCAGAGGUUCCAUCACGGGCCCCCAUGCCCAGCCUGCCCUUUUGUGCAGGCCCGGUGGGGAGGGCAGCAAGUAGAGGAGGGGCUGGCCACAUGGCUACGACCAUUGACACUGCCUGAGCUACAGCACAGCCUGGGUAUUGUUGGUACUGAGGUGGCCCUGGAAGAGGCCCACUGGCUUGAUGGCCUUAGCCUCCUGCCCUUGGCACUAGCGACGGACAUCCCUGUACAGUAUGAAAGCAGUGACAGUGACAACGUAGAAGAGGAGCCUGUCGGAAGAAGAGAGACUAAGUCUCAGCUUGACUCGGAAGUUCCUGAGGAGGAGAUCUUCCAAAAAAGAAGCACUGGCUUCUUACCGCAGACUUCCCUCCUGGGUAGCCAGAUAAUGACCGUAAUGAAGACAGAGAGAUACCUGAAGAAGAUCCACUUCCUCUAUCUCAACGUGGCUCCCAGCCGCUACUUUCGACCUUACAGCCUGAUGGUGGUACCACCCAACAAGGUGAAUUCUGAGCACUACAUCUUCUCUCCCUUUGGGGUCCUGCACGUACAUCCUGUGGAGGGCAGUGAGGCAAUGACGCUGGGUACCUGGCACCACCGCUCUGUCCUCUGGCAACAGCUCCAGUUCAUUCCGUUCUUCAAGUAUUUCCUCUUACGCAAGGCCUUGGCCUGCUGGAAGAAGGGUGUGAAGUUGCAGAGGCUGCACCGGCACCGGACUUUCCUAGAGAAGCAUCUGCUCUUUGCCGUGCCCCACUUUGGAGUGGGGCUACUCCAUAUUAGCAGGCUUCUGCAGGAGCUGCGCUCUGUGUCCUGGCUCCCCCAUGAAGCAGAUCAGUGCUAUGAGUUGCUGGACCUGCGGCGGGCUCUAGCCAAAGAAAACCACAACGCUCUGCGGCUGCUCCAUCGCUGCCUGCAUCUCUGCACAUCCAUCCUUCAUCUGAUUCACGAGGAUACAUACCACAUGCAACAGGGCCUGCAGGAGCAAGUAAAAAGCUGCAAGAGGAUCAGGCCAGGCCAGGGCUCCCUAUACCUUCAGAGGGUGCAGUGCCAGCAGCUGCAGCAGAAGCUGAAGCAAGCAGAAGCCUGGUUGCUGCAGAUGGGACAACUGGCCCGCCUGGUAGACUACAUGAUUUGCCAGAACCUCGUGUCCAUCAUAGAGGACGAGAUAACCUCUUUUGUGGCCAACAUCUUGCAAGCCCCAAGGCAGAAACCCUUUCUCUCAGCGCAGCUGGUCUUUGACAGUUGUGGCCAGCUGUCACAUGAGCCCUGUAUUGAAAAUAUGAUCCAGAUUAUAACUGGGGGCCUAAGGUCUACGAAGGUCUCUGCCCUGAAGGUAAUGCAGUGUACAGACCCGAAGACCUUCUGGGAUUCCCUGUAUUUUGAAGAAGAACACGAAGAGGAGGACUCGUACACGGACUUCAUGAUGCCCAAGUUCCAGGGCCAGCCCAGCGACGCUGUGGACAUCUUCUGCGGUCCAAGUAUAGGAUUGGUGUGGCCCUGGAAGUCUCACACAGUUACUGAAGCCCUGGAGGUCUGUGGGCACCGGCUGCGUGGUCAGUACUUGCCCCGCAAUUAUAAGCAGCUGCAAGAGGAUCUGGACAACAGCCCUCGAAUCCAGCAGGCACUGGCUGUACAACAGGCCCUGCUGGAGGGCAUGCUGCGGGAGGUGCAGGAAUUCUGCAGGGACCAUCACUGGAUGAAAGGCAUUUAUGAGUUCCUGCAAGCCUGGGGGCCUCAGAAACUGGAGUCUAUGAGAGGUUGUCCUGUCAAGAACUACGCGAUGCUGGUGAGCUGCCUAAAUGGUUGGCAGGCCCGUGUCUCCAGCAUACCUAUGGAGCUGAUCACAAAAGGCAGGUUGCUGCUGCUGAGCUGCCGUGACAUACAGGUAGAGAUGGAAUCCAAGCUGGGGAGCAUCAGGAAGGACAUUCUUGAACAGAUACAGAACGAAUGCCGGAGCCGCGGUCAGCAGCUAAUAACAGAGCUCACAGAUUUCACGAAGGCCUUCCAAACCAUCAACUCAGACAUCCACGCCCUCACGUGGUGCUCCCAGAAGCUAAAUGAGGCCAACGAGCGGUACACAGAGCUGGAGGAGCGAAUGGAAUAUACGCGGUCACUCUAUGAGCUCGUCCGCAGCCACUCUGGCGUCUUCAGUGCUGAGAAUGAGGCACUGGACAUCUCGGUGAGAAGGCACUCUCCCAUCUCGCCCAGUGCCCCUCCCCCAUAACCACCUCUGCCUGACUGCCCUCUGCCUGCCCCGCAGCUUCUGGACACAUGGGAGUCAUUCCAGUUUGAGAAAAGCCAGGCCUCAGGGUUCCUGCUCAGUGAGCGACAUGCCACCGUGCCUAAGCUGCAGCAGCUGAUGGCGACGGCGCUGGCGGAGCUGGAGGGCCUGAUUGGGAAGGCCCUGUCUGGCCCCUUCAUGGACCCUGCGCAGGAGCAGAGGAGCACUGAACGCCAGCUCGUCUCCCUGGAGCGUCAGUUCCAGAACACAGCCAGUGGCCUCAGUGAACUGCACCACGCCUACACCACCCUCACUGGGGAUGAGAGUCCUGUGCCCUUGCCAGUCUGUGGGAGCCGUCCUAUUGUGCAGCAGCAGCGCAUCUGGCACCUGUACCGAGUCAUCUCUGAAAAUAUCAGCGAAUGGAAAUGCAUGGCUUUUGCCAAGUUCAAUCUGGCUAUGGCCCAGGAGAAGACAGAUGGCUGGCUGACAGAGGCAGCCCAGAUGACUGCAACCCUGGGGCUGCACAGCCCAGUUCUGCAGCGCUGCAUGCACAUGCUGGAGGAGUUCCGCAGCCUCCUGCCAUCGCUCACCAGGCUGGGCAGCCUCCAGCUGCAGAACGUCAACUUCCAAGCCCUUCUGCGAGGCUUAGGGUUAGGCGAUCUCCACAACAUAGAGCUCCUAACAGUGGGCCAGCUGCUCUCUUGUCCCCUGCUGGAGUUUACAGAUCGAAUCAAACAGAUCUGGCGGUGUGAAAACAUACGGACUCAUGCCCAAGAGGCCCUACUGCAGCUGCAGCGGACCUGGGAAGCACGACAGCUGCGACUGCUCAACUUCAUCCUUCAUGUGCCGUAUGAGCCCCCAGCUUCAGAGCGCUCCAAGAGACAAGCUCCCCGCAGCCCCCAGUGGCAGGUAGUGGGCAAGGAUAGUGGCACCUUCAUCCUUUCAGAUUACAGCAACCUGCAGGAUUCUAUCCAGGAAAGUCUUCAGGUGUUGUUCAAGAUCCUGGCCAUCCAGAAGUCAGGAGACUUAAACAAAAUGGCUUUGGAGUGGGUGACUAUCAUGCAUGGCCUGAGUGCCCUGCUGCAGGUGUGGGUGACUUUCCAGCAGAAGUGGAUCUUUUUGAAUAAAGUUCUGCAUGAGAUGAAGAUCCAGUUUCCUAGUUCUGACCUGCGCUCCCGUUUCGAGGCCAUGGAUGAGCAGUAUCGGACCCUGAUGAGGAUCUCUGUAGCUGACCCCCUGGUUCUGUCACUUAUAGUGCCCAGUGCCAAGCGGAGCCCUUCUUUCCAAGGCCAGCAGCUGCAACAACUGCUGCAAGCGGGCUCCGUGGAGCUGGAGGGCAUCAUCGUGGCUCUGGAGAGCGUGCUCUAUGCCAUGUGUGCUCACUUCCCCCGCCUCUUCUUCCUCAGUGGCAGUGAGCUGGUGGCCCUGCUAGCUGCCCCGCUGGAGUCCUGUGAGGCCCAGCUAUGGGCACGACGCUGUCUUCCUCACGUGCAUGCCGUGAGCUUCAAGUCCAGCCGAACUGAUAGAAACACGGAUGACCGGGAGUCAAGCCCAAGUCCACAGACGCAGGUGGAGGCACUUGCAGUGCUCGGGGCAGGUGGGGAGGAGGUGAAGCUGCCGGGGUCCCUUCCUCUGCAUCCAGAUCUCCCCAAGUGGCUGGCCUCCCUGGAGGAGGGUCUGCGUCUGGCCCUGGUGCACAUGCUGCAGGACUGUGUGGCUGCCCGUCUUGCUCUGGGCCCGUCCCUAGACAAGGCCUUCAGGCAGCUGCCCCAGCAGAGCCAGUCGCCCCCGCAGAUGUAUGUCCAGCACUGGCUGGACCUAGUCCAGGCCUUCCCGUGGCAGUGUGUGCUGGUGGCAGAGGAGGUGGUAUGGCGGGCCAACAUGGAGGAGGCUCUGCUUGAAGGGAAGGCCCUGGCCGCGGUCCCCAUGCACGUGCGCAAGCUUGAGGUACUGGUGAAUUUUUUGCGGGCCCAGAGGGCCUCUCAGGGUGAGCAGCCCCUGCCCUCUGUCCGCCAGACCAGCCUGCUCAGUGCCCUGUUGGUCAUGACAGUGGCUCACCGGGAUAUAGCACAGCUGCUGCAGGAGCACCAGGUCAGAGAUCUGACGGACUUCCACUGGGCCCGCCAACUCAAGUACCGCCUGGCUUCACCCCACACCGCUCCCCAAAGCCCCCUGCAGAGUCCCAAGUCUCUCGCACCUACUGAGACUUCUCUGUCACCAGCUGCAUGCUGGAUAGAUGUGCUGGGUCGGUCUUUCCUGUACAAUUACGAGUACCUGGGUCCCAGACUGGGGUCUCUACCCAGCCUGCUUCCUGAGCGGCCGGCCCUAGUGCUGUUAUUGGCCCUGGAAGAGGUGGCCUGUGGGACCCUACUGGGCCCUGAUGGUGUGGGCAAGGCAGCUACGGUGAAGACGCUAGCGCAGGCCCUGGGGCGCCAGCUGGUGGUGGUGCCCUGCUUGCCUCAGAUGGAGGCCCAAAGUCUGAGCAAUUACCUGAACGGUGCCCUGCAAGGUGGUGCCUGGCUGCUGUUAGAAGCAGCUCAGCACUUGCCCCUUGGCUUACUCUCUGCCCUGGGCCAGCGCUUGGCCAAACUGCGCCACCUCUAUGCCCCAUUGUACCAGGAAGCUUCCCGAAGUACCAGCACCGUCGACCCCACCCACCCCCAGCUCCUUGGCAGUGGCUUCUUUGAGAACCAUCACGUGGACAUGCGCCUUGGCUAUGGCUGUCUCCUGACACUGCGUGCCCUGAGCCCUGCCAUGCCUGCCAACCUGCGCCAACUACUGAGGCCUGUGGCAUUGACACUGCCUGACCUGCGGCAAGUGGCAGAGCUGACCCUGCUGGGUGUGGGGAUACGGGACGCCUCCCGCAUGGCUACCCGCCUAUCCAAAUUCUUCUCCCUUGAGUGUGAGCUGGUGUCUGGGCCCCUGCCCUGCCGCUUGCCCCUGCUCAAGAAGGUGCUGGAAGACAUGAUACAGGCUCUAAACGUGACCAAGGAGGAUCCCGAGUCCGAGCAGCCCCGCAGCCUAGCCGCCAUCGAGGAGGCCACCCUGCUGCGUGCCCUGCUGCGCUCCCCACUGUUCAGCAUCCUGGAUGGGGUCCACCUGCACAACCUCCAAAAGCUGCUCUGUGGGCUCUUCCCUACCGCCAACGAGGUGCUGGCAGAGCCUAUAACCCCCAGGCUGAGGAAGUCACUGCUGGUGGAGGAGUUGCAGCAAGGAGGCCUGCAUCCCAGCCCUGAUAUUUUGGGGUCCCUGGAGCAGCUGAGUCAGGCCCUGGGCCAGGCCUCAGGUGUUUUGCUCCUGGGCCCCGCAGGCAGUGGCAAGACCACGUGUUGGCGCAGCUUAUUUAAGAUCCAGAAUCGGUUGGCAGCCAUGGAGGACCCCUCAACCCAGAGCUGCCAGCCUGUGGAAAUUGCUCACCUGUAUCCCAGUGUCCUCAGCCCCCAGGAGUUCCUGGGAUGGCUGGAGGGCCCCUGCUGGCACCAUGGUGUCUUCCCCAGGCUGCUUCGUGAAGCCAGUCGGUGUAAGACUGUGGGCCCAAGGGGGCAGGUGCAGGAAUCAGUGGGGAUUCAUCACUGGAUAAUAUGUGAUGGGGCUUCCAGUGCUGCUUGGCUGGACUCCAUCACUUGCCUCCUGGGUGACCCCCCGCAGCUUAGCCUCCCCAAUGGUCAGCAAAUAGCACGAUCCCCAGGUACUUUUCUUUUGAUGGAGGUGGGAGAUGCAACUGACAUGUCUCCCACAGUGGUGGGCCGUUGUGCCCUAGUCUGGUGCGGUGGGGAGCAGACUUGGCGGGGUAUGCUGAGCGUCCUGAUGGCAGCCCUGCCCCGGGAGUACCGCCUGCAGCUCCAGACUGUCACUGAACUCAACCACCUGGCAGAAGUGCUGGUGCCUGCAACAUUCCGAUUCCUUACCUGCCAGGGUGCCAGCUCUCUGCUGCAGGUACACGGGCAGCAGGCCGUUUGCCCAGGUGUGGCUGAAGUCACCAGCUUGGCCCGCAUCUUGCGUUGUCUGCUUGACCCACACCUGCGCAUAGAUGAGAAGAAGGCACAUAUCCCAGAGGACCUCAGCUAUAGUGAUCCUGUGGCCCGAAGCUUCAAGUCUUCGAAAAGCAGCUCUCUGCACCGGUACCAGGUUGACAGUGACGCUGUGCCUAGUAAGCGCAGGGAGCACUUGCUGGCUGUCAGCAGCUUUCUUUUUGCUUUGAUCUGGGGCUUUGGAGCCCACCUUCCCUCCAGGCUCUGGCCCCUCUUUGAUACCUUCCUGAGGGAUUCUAUUAGUUGCCUCUCCAACUACCCUGAGCUACCAGCCUCAGCCUUGGUGUUUGAUCUACAUGUAUGCCCUGAAGAUGGGACGCUGGCCCCCUUCACUGGCCAAUACCUGGGCAGCCGCAUCAAGGGAACUCAGGGCACCUUCAACCCUUCUCCUCAGACCGAACGGCUCUUGUACGUGGUGGACCUGCUUCUGUCAGAGGGACACCCGGUGCUGCUGGCUGGAGAGGCAGCCACGGGGAAGUCAGCCUUUGUGGAGGUGCUAGUGGAGCCACAGCACCCUUACACGUCCAGCCCCAUCCACCCUGCCGUCAGUCCCACCCACCUUCGCCUCCUGCUGAGCCGGGGGGUCCAGGGCCAAUCACAGGCCAGCCCGUGGCCUGGGCGGCACGUGGAUUCCAAAGGCUUUCUCCUCUUCCUGCUGGAAGAUCUGCACCUGGCUGCUUCCGACCCAGAGAAGAGCUGUCAGCCAGUGUUGGAGACUCUGCGCCAGGCCAUAGACGGCACCGUGUAUGCCCACAGAACCUUGGAAGUGCAGACGCUACAGCCUAUAGUCAACUUCCUCGCCACUGCCACAGUGCCAGGCUUCUGCGAGCUCCCGCUGUGCCCACGCCUCUCUCGGCGCUUCACCGUGCUGGCCCUGGGCAGCAUGACCCUGGCCACGCUGCUGAGCAGGCACGUGCCCAGCAUCCAGGCCUGGCUCGAAAGCUUCCCCUCUGUGGAGCGGGAGAGUGUUCUAGCAAGAGCCCUGGUCCGGGCCUCGGUGGAGGCCUGGGAGGCGGUGGGCAACUGCUUUCUGCCCUCACCCCUCCGCCCACACUACCGCUUCUCCCUGCACUCUGUGAGCCAGCUGCUGGGCAGCAUGCAGCUGCUGCCCAUCAGGGUGGGCUCCCGGGGUUUUGUGGAUUGUCCCAACCACCAGGAGCACCUGCGCCAGGUGUCCGGCCUACGUGGCACCCGCCUGGCAGUCAUGACGGCCACACGCAACAUAGUGCGUCUUUGGUUGCAUGAGGCACAGAGAACCUUUUGCGACCAGCUGGACAGCCCCAGGGAACGCUCCUUCUGUGCCAACCUGCUCCUAGAGGUAGCUCAGAAUGUUUUCUGCUGUGGGCCAGCGCCCCAGAGCUUGGGCAAGGGCUAUGAGGAGGAGGAGGAGGAAGAGAAGGUGCCUGAAGUGGAAUCCGAAGGGGAGCUGGCCCAGUGGGAGGACUUGAGCAACAGCAGCAGUGAGGCCGAGGAGGAGGAGGAGCCGUACGGCCUUCAGGUCUGCCCAGGCUCCCUGUCCAAUGAUUCAGCACCGUCCAGCGCACCAGUAAAGAGGGUGACCACAGGGAGCUUAAGUCAGAGGAGAAGCCAGGAGGAAGGCACAAGGACCUACAGCUACAAACUCCGGCUGAGUAGUAGAUCCAAGAACUGGAGGCAGAAGACAACCCAGGUAGACGCGAUCUCCCCCCUGUUGCUCCCAGUGCUCUGUCCCCAGGAAGAGCCCUCAGACCUGGUCUUCAGUCAGGAACUGAUACUACGGUCCAACUCGGAGAGCUCCAACUUGUACCUGGAACGGCAGUGGGUGAGCCUGGAGGAGCAGCUGGCCACAUCAGCUGCUCAGCUGCAGCUGAGCCCCCACCUGGCCCGGUGCCGCUCAAUGGCCCAGCAUGUGGCCCGCCUGGUCCGGGUGCUAGCCAGGCCCAGGCAGCAUGGCCUCCUGCUCUCGGGGGCUCAGGGGACUGGGCGCCGUACUGCCGUCACUCUGGCUGCUAGCAUUUGUCAGGCCCGCCUCUUCCAUCUGCCGCGUGGAUCAGAGGAGGCCAUUCUCCAGUGUCUACGGGAUGCCAGCUGGCAUGCUGGCAUGUUAGGCCAGCCAGUGGCCCUGCUGGUGCCCAAGGGUGUGGAUCUCACUACCCUUCAUCGCCUGCUGGCCCUGGCAACCUCAGGCAGGUUCCCUGACCAGUACACAGAGGCAGAUCUGGACAACAUUGAAGAACACCUCCCCAGGGACGACCUUAGUGUCAAGCAGCACGUCACGAAGGAAAUGCUGUUGCAGAGGUUCUACCAGCAGGUGUGCAGCCACCUGCACAUGUUCAUCCUGAUCGGAGAUGACCAGGCCCACAAACAGCUGCCUUCCACCCUUUUCCUGAGGCUCCUUCAACUGGCCAUCGCCAGCACUGACUGCUAUGAACCCUGGGACCAAGAUUCCCUGGUCAGUGUGGCCCAGCACCACCUGGAGGGUGCUCAGAGCCCGCCGCUUGAUGACGACUUCUUGAAGUGCCCAGAUCUUCAGGCCUCAAUUCCCAGUGUGGCCAAAUCCAUGGCUCUCAUCCACCUUUCGGCUGCCAGCUACCACGGGCACCUGUGCCCGGAGUUGCCUCUCGUCACCCCCAAGACCUUCCUGGACUUCCUGGACAACUUUGUGCUGCUGCAGCAACAGAUGACCCUGCAGACUAAGACCAAGGCCCAGCGGAUCCAGGACGCCCUGGGAAAGCUGAGGAUGCUGAUUGAGCAGCACAGUGCCCACGCCAACCUGGUCGUCAGCUUGGAGCAGCAGCUGGAAGACUCCUGCAAGAGCCUCGGCAGACUGCAUCAGCAGCUAGACCAAAACAAGCUUCUGCACAAGCGGCAGCUGGCAGAGUGUCGGCAGCAGGAGAAUCUCAUUGAGAACCUGACCAAGCAGCGGGAUGCCCUGCGGGCUCAGCAUGAGGCUCUCCUGGAGCAGAUGGGCAAGGCAUUCCUGGGGCCCCUGAGCCAGCUGCAGGUGGCUGACUUUGAGGAGAUACGGAGCUAUCGAGCGCCACCAGAAUCUGUGGUCCAGGUGACGGAUGCUGUGUGUGACCUCUUCCACCGCGAAACGGGCUGGGCCAGUGCCAAGCAGCUGUUAUGCACUGAGGAUUUUUAUCAGGAGCUGGUGUUCUUCCCCAAGGAAAAGAUGACAGACUCAGAGAUGAUAAAGUUAAACCUAGCUCUGAAGGCUCCAGGCAUGAGCGAUGCAGCCUUGCGGGCAGUGAGCACACCUGCAGCACGGCUAGCUGCCUGGCUCCGGGCCGUUCUGUGCUAUGGGCUGGCGCAGCGCCGAGGACUGCCCACGGGCCUGCUGUUGCGGCAGGUGGAGGCGACACUGGCUCGGGAGCAGGCCCGCCUGGGCCAGUACCAGUUCCAGGCCCAGGAGAUCCUAGUGUACAGUUUGGCCCUGUCCAAGAAGCUGGAAGAUGCCCAGGCUUCCCACAAGCAUGUGGCAGAGAAACUCGGUCAGGCUCAGUGUGGCCAUCACCACAAGUGGCCCAUCAAGGCUGCACUGCUCACGCCCAUGCAUUCCUGGACUACAGAGCUCCAGAAGUUGAAGGGGCACUGCACGACUGUGUUCGGAGAUGCUGUCUUGUGUUCAGCUGCCAUCAGCUACCUGGGUCCCUUCCCACCAAUGCGGCGCCAGGAGCUGCUCGACAAGUGGCUGGCUCUCUGUAGGGGCUGUCAGGAGCCGCUGGGCCCAGAUGACGUGGCACAGGCACUGAAGCAGAUGCAGAAAUCUGUCAUCACGCCACCAAAGAAACCCCUGCUCUCCACACGCUCUCCCUUCAACCUUCUGGCCUUGCUGAGCUCUGAAUCGGAACAGUUACAGUGGGACCGAGACCUGAAGCCCCAGGCAAAGUCAGCCCGCCUGGCAGGCCUGCUUCUGCGAAGUCACACUCACUACUUCAGUUGCCGUUGGCCCCUGCUGCUUGACCCCAGCAACCAGGCCCUCAUCUGGCUGAAUCCACUGCCUCUAGAAGAGGCUGGAUGCUUGGCCACAGGUCCCACCAAAGGCAAAGGGAAGGGCUUCAAGAGAAAUCAAGGAAAAGAGUCUAAAGAGGAGGACACGGGAGACGAAGAUGAUGAGAGCGAUGAGUGUUAUAAGACAAAAGAACAGAAGGCAGGAGAAAGGGGAAUCAAGAAGAAGAACCAGGAAGAGGAAGAGCCUCAGGAGCAAGAGGAGAAAGAACAGGAGGAGGGGGCGGGGACUGCGACUCAGUCCCCGCCCCCUCCUGAACUCCGAGUCCUCUCAGGUGCUGACCCAGAGCUGGGGCCUCAGCUCCAGGAGGCAGCUGCCUGUGGCCUGCCGGUGCUACUGACCAACAUGGAGCUGGGCCUAGAGUGCCCAGAACUGCAGUGGCUACUGCAGCGGGAACAGCUGUGCCCACCCCAGUUGCAGCCUGGCUUCUGUCUCUAUCUGAGUACUACCCUUCCCCUCAGUUCUUUGGAAAAAGUGCUAGGCUGUGAAUUGCUGAAAGGGCUGAAUGUGCUGGACCUGGGCAUGAACAUGGAACUCCUAGAAGAACAGAUGCUGCGUGAGAUCUUGUGCACAGAGCGUCCUGAGCUUGAGAGCCACUGGCAGGACCUGAGGAUCAGAUUCCUGGACACCUGGGAAGCUGUGGAGGCUGCUGAGGAGCGGCUGCUGACGAUGCUGCUGCUCCAGAACCCAAGGCAUCAGAAACCAGCCAAGUUCCUGCGAGACAUGGUGAGGGCCCAGGCAGAGCUGUGUCGGCUGCGUGCCCAAUUCGAGGAGUUAGAAGAGCUGAGGAUGCAGGAGGUGGCAUUGUGGGCACCCUAUCGGCAUGUGGUCUGGCAUGGCAUGGCCAUUAUAAAGGCUCUUAGCUCACUGCAGAACCUGCAACCGCUUUUCCGUAUGAGUCCAGAGAAUUGUCUGGCAGCCACCAAGCGGGCUCUGAACAGCAUGAAAGGUGAGAUUCAUCAGCAGGAAGAACUACCCUGCCAUCUGCUGCAGUUAAAAAGACAGCUGACCCGCCAGCUACUGGGCAGCACUGUCGCUACACUGGGCCUGACCCAAGUACCCUUGGUGGGUGCCUUGGGUGCUCUGGCUCUGCUGCAAGUGGCAAGGAAGGCACCAGAGCUGGAGAGGCUGGCCCUCUGGCCUGGACUGGCAGCCUCUCCCAGCACAGGCUACAGAAAACCAGUCCCAGGUGUGGCUCGACCGGCCUGGCUAGGGCUGAGAGCCUGGCACGAAUGUGAGAUGUUAGAGGUACUGCCCCCAUUUGCUGGGCUGUGUGCAUCCCUGGCAGGCCACGCCAAUGUUUGGCAGGCUUACUUGUCACUGUCAUCCACAGUGCUGGGUCCUGCACCGGGGCCUGGGACUGACCCAUUCAGCCUCCUCCAGAAGCUGAUCCUGUGGCGUGUGCUGCGACCUGAGUGCCUGGCCAGUGCUCUGGCAACCUUCACCACCAGCCUCCUGGGCCGGCCCCUGGAUGAAAACCUGCGUGCUCCCACCAUACCUUUUGAACACAGUCGGGCUACUCAGCCCACGCUGAUUUUGUUGCCACCACCUGGUCACCCCACAGCCACUGUGCAUCCCCUGACCGUCAUCCAGAAACUGGCUGCCAAACAUGAGCAGGGGCAGAAGCAUCUGAAGGUGAUAGCUCUGGGCUCUGAAGCCUGGGACCCGGUCUCGGUUGUGGUCAGCAUUCUCCGCAAGGCUAUGCACAGCGGGCACUGGCUGGUGCUGGAGAACUGUCAUCUGAUGCCUCGCUGGCCAAAAGAGCUGCUACAGCCCUUGCUGGGGCUGUUGGCCAGAGCCAAGGUGGUCUCUGACCUGGAGUUAGAACCGCUUUUCGCUCAACAAGCAAGAGAGAACGUGGCCACUGUCCACAGAGAUUUCCGUCUUUGGCUUAUCGUGUCUGCAGAGGCUAUUGCUUCCUUACCAGCUGUGCUGACUCAGCACUCCAUGCCUAUUUUCUGGGACCAGUCCCUGGAGCUGUCCCAUGUCUUGGUCGACAGUGUGGAGCUAGUCCAGCAAGGACUCUGUGUGCAGCCCGCAGCCAGGGUGCUGCCUCUGCUCCUCCUACAUGGCCUCCUGCUACACCGGCAGUGCUACGGAAUGAAGCUGCAGGCUCACAGGGGGUGCUGGAGUCAAGUGACGCUGACCCAGGUCCUGCAGAUCCAAGACCAGCUGUGGGCCAGCCUGAGCAAUCCCAAAGCUGCCAUGCAGGAGCUGGCUGCUUCAGUUUUCUAUGGGGGUCCUGUGGGAGACGAAAAGGACAGGGAGGUCCUGACUAGCCUCACGCAAGCCUGCCUGAGCUCCAGCAGCGGGAACCGGGCCCAAGCACACACACCCCAGUAUCUGCUGGCCACUCUGAUGCCCAGCCCGGAACUAGGGGAGCCGGAUGCUAUGGAAGAGUGCAAGGCCCAGAUGCACCUACUGCCCACGCCACCUGAACCCCGGAUCUGUGGACUGAGUGCUGGCCCCCAGACCUGGCUGCUGCGACGCCAGAGUCGCGCUGUCCUGAGCGCGCUGCAGCGGUGUUCGCCCACUUGGGUUCCGGCGGCCCGUGGAGGCUCCCGGCGCUCGGAAAGGCGGCUGCGACAACGCCUGGUGCAAGCCAAGCGGAGGCUGGAGUCAUUGCAGGCUCUGCUGACAGAGACCACUCGUCAAGCUGAGUCUGGCGCGGGGUGGGGGGAGCUGGGGCUGAGUGCGCCGCGGCCGCUGGAGGGCUUCCUCAAGACGGAGGUGCUGGAACUGAGCCAGCUGGUGGGCGCGCUGCAACGGGACCUUGAUUGCCUGUUGCAGCAGCUGAAGGGCGCGCCCCCGUGUGCCUCCCGGCGCUGUGCAGAGGUGGCUCACGCUCUCUGGACUGGCCGCCUACCCUCGCCUUGGCGACCUCACGCGCCUGCCGGGCCUCAGCCGCCCUGGCACUGGCUGCGACAGCUGUCGCGCCGUGGGCAGCUGUUGGUUCGCUACCUAGGUGUGGGAACCCAAGUACCAGAGCGCAUCUUUCACCUGUCAGCCUUUUGCCACCCGCACCGCCUGCUGCUGUCACUGCGUUGGGAGGCUGCCUUUGCUGGGGUUGACCUGACGAAUUUCCCUGGUUGCCAAGGCUCUAGCUCCAGUCAGCUCCCACAUAAACGUCAGGAGCUAAACAGCCCUCUGCACCUCCAGGUGGUGAACGGCCCAAACCCAGAGGUUCCAGAGGUGGGGCUGCUGCUGACUGGGCUACAGCUCCGGAACGCCGAAUGGGACCCGCUCGCAGGGGUCUUGCAGGACAGUUCUUCCAGUCAGCCCAGCCCCCUGCCUCCGGUCAGAGUCAGCGCCCAGGCCCCGGGGGCCAAUGACGUGCCACCCCCAGCUGGCCUGGCCGUGUAUUCCUGUCCUGUGUACUUGGAAGGGCCCCUCGGCACCACUAGGCUGCACAGCAGGAAGAUCCUGAUGCACCUGCCCCUGCCCACGAAGCUCAGCCCCGCCACCUGUGCCCAACGGAGAGUCCAUGUGUGCAGCCCACCGUUGCCCUGA
Molecule: messenger RNA, 14265 nt
Organism: Physeter macrocephalus (sperm whale)
Lineage: Eukaryota; Metazoa; Chordata; Mammalia; Artiodactyla; Physeteridae
Gene: DNHD1
Product: dynein heavy chain domain 1
Biological process (GO): flagellated sperm motility
Cellular component (GO): sperm flagellum; inner dynein arm
Molecular function (GO): dynein intermediate chain binding; minus-end-directed microtubule motor activity; ATP binding
Source: RefSeq, a predicted model, not a curated record